Messenger RNA from Dermochelys coriacea (leatherback sea turtle), 1765 nucleotides. RefSeq names its product neuraminidase 2 (gene NEU2). The record is from RefSeq and is a predicted model, not a curated record. Lineage: Eukaryota; Metazoa; Chordata; Testudines; Dermochelyidae. Gene Ontology annotation, biological process: oligosaccharide catabolic process; ganglioside catabolic process. Gene Ontology annotation, cellular component: cytoplasm; membrane; lysosome. Gene Ontology annotation, molecular function: exo-alpha-sialidase activity.
AUGGCUUCAUUUCCUGUCCUACAAGAAGAGACGUUGUUCCAAAAGGGAUUCUGGAGCUAUCGAAUCCCAGCCCUGCUCUAUGUGCCACAGUCCUGUACUAUCCUGGCAUUUGCUGAGGAGCAGGAGGAUGAGGUGGAUGAACACGCCAAGCUGAUAGCAAUGCGCAGAGGCACAUGUGAUGGGACUACCCACCGUGUUCAGUGGAAUAAAAUGGAGACCAUUGUCAAUGCGCAGCUGGAGGGCCACCGUUCCAUGAACCCAUGUCCUGUGUAUGAUGAAGUCACUGGGAACCUCAUUCUGUUCUUUAUAGCUGUCCAAGGAAAGGUCUCUGAAAACUACCAGACAAAGACCAACUUGGUUCAUCUGUGCCAGGUCACCAGCACUGAUAAUGGGUGCUCCUGGAGCCCUGCGAAGGAUCUCAAUGAGACUGUCAUUGGCACAGCACACAAGGACUGGGCCACCUUUGCAGUGGGACCAGGCCACGGUUUACAGUUGCUCAAUGAAGCUCGGAGUCUCGUGAUUCCUGCCUACGCCUAUCGGAUACUUGAUCCUGGGAAAAAACCCACCCCAUAUGCCUUCUGCUUUGUUAGUUCUGACCAUAGGAAUACCUGGGCAAUGGGGAACUUUGUGGCAAAGAAGAGUGCUCUGGAGUGCCAGGUAGCUGAAGUGCACAGCCAAGGAGAGAGGGUGCUGUACUGCAAUGCUAGAAGCAGCCAGGGAGCCAAAGUCCAGGCUGUGAGCUUCAACCAUGGGAUGGAUUUUGAUGGUGGUCAGCGGAUUGAGAAGCUGGUAGAACCUCCCCAUGGCUGCCAUGGGAGUGUUACCGGCUUCCCAAGUCCUGCUAACAUGAAUCAGGACAGCUGGGUGCUCUACUCUCACCCCACAGACCCAGCUGGGCGGAGAAAUUUAGGAGUGUACCUCAAUAAGUGUCCCUUAGAUCCCGCAUGCUGGACAGGACCCACUCUCAUCUUCAAUGGCCUGUGUGCUUAUUCAGAUCUGCAGCACAUGGGGUAAGGCCCUGAUGGCUUCCCACUGUUCUGCCUGUUUGAGUUUAGCACCAGCUCACAAUACAAAGAGAUUGUCUUUGUUAUGUUCACUUUGAAACAAGCCUUUCCAUCCGAGUGCUGAGCCACAGUGGACAGGCCCAUUCAGUGUCCGCCUGAGAACCACUUUAGCUGACACUUCACUGUCAUGUCUCACCUGUCAGCAAAUGGCUUUUAUCCUCUGCCUUUGUUCUGGCUGAGAAGCCAUAUGAAAUGGAUUGCUUUUCUUUUGCUGUUUCCUCCUCCACCCCUUCCUGCCUGGCUGCCUUUUUUAACAUCAAAUAGCAAGAAUGAAUGUGAUUUUUCAUAUAGCGCCAUUCAGACUCACCAGCGCAGCCAGAGUGUGGGCUGAUGUGGUGACCGUUACCCCUACCCAACAUUAUUUAAUAGACUGCCUGGGAUGCUCCUCUGAAGUGGACAUCAUUGGAAUCCCCUGUGCUUUGCAAUAAUGCCAUCCUUACUUUUACCCCUUAUUCCUCCCCUGCCCCUGUCUCUCCUGAAAUUCUUCUCUGGGCCAUCAGUACAUUGUGUUCUGAAAACCGCACCUCCCUGUUCUCUCAGCUUCUGGGGAGCCAGGAUGCUGUGGCCGGAUUGCUCUCUUUCUCAUAUCAUACUAUGCCAUCCUCUGUCGUCUUCCCUGGCUUCCUACCCAUUUCUGGAUCAUAGAAUCAUAGGACUGGAAGGGAUCUUGAGAGGUCAUCUAGUCCAGUCCCCUGCACUCA